CUGGACUAAAUUAAAAAUAACCGAACUUUCCACCACCGCAAACCCUAGAUGGAUCUUCUGAAACGAGAGCUUCUAAAGAAGCGUCAAUCUCUGGCACAAGACACCGGCGGCAAGAGAUUCUUCAAGCGCUCCGAGAUCCAACAGAAGGAAAUCCAAAAACUCCGCGAGCAAGAGAAGCGCGAAUUGGAAGCGAAGUCGCAAAAGCGCCAAGCAACGUCCUCCGACCCCGCUACCGCCGCCCCCACCUCCUCGAACAGCGCCUCCGCAUCAUCCUCAUCUGCCGUCGCUGCCGCCUCCACCUCCCUUACUGACGAACAAAACAUCGACAACCUCGUCCUCCCGAAACCUGAGGUCAUCCGCCGCCUCCGCUUCCUGAAGCAGCCAGUCACGCUCUUCGGGGAGGACGACGAUGCCAGGCUGGACCGCCUGAAGCACGUUCUCAAGGCUGGCGUGUUUGAGGUGGACAGCGACAUGACCGAGGGGCAGACCAACGACUUCCUGCGCGACAUUGCUGAGCUCCGGAAGCGCCAGAAGACCGGGAUCAUGGGCGAGAGGAAGCGCCAGAAGCCCGACGACGGUGCCACCGAGGACCGAGAGGGUGGAGGUGGCGACGACGACUUGAGCGAGGGAGGCUCUAGCGGCGCUGAUGCCGAUAAAGAUUUGAAGCGUAUGAAGGCGAAUUUUGAGGAGCUGUGCGACGAGGAUAAGAUUCUGGUGUUUUUUAAAAAGCUCCUGAACGAGUGGAAGCAGGAGUUGCACGAGAAGCCUGAGUCGGAGAAGCGCACGGCUAAGGGGAAGUCCAUGGUUGCUACGUUUAAGCAGUGUGCGCGUUACUUGAAUCCGCUGUUCAAGUUUUGUAGGAAGAAGGUUCUUCCUGAUGACAUUCGACAGGCGCUGUUGGUGGUGGUUGAAUGCUGUAUGAAGCGAGAUUAUCUGGCUGCUAUGGACCAUUAUAUCAAGCUGGCCAUCGGGAAUGCACCCUGGCCUAUUGGAGUCACUAUGGUUGGUAUUCAUGAAAGAUCUGCCCGUGAAAAGAUCUACACUAACAGUGUUGCUCACAUCAUGAAUGACGAGACCACUCGCAAGUACCUGCAAUCAGUGAAGAGGUUAAUGACAUUUUGCCAACGGCGUUAUCCGACAUUGCCGUCUAAAGCAGUUGAGUUUAACAGUUUGGCAAAUGGCAGUGAUUUACAGUCACUUCUAGCAGAAGAGAGAUUUAGUGGGGUCAACCAAACAUCUGAGGAAAGGUUUAGGAUAAUGCCUGCUCCUAGAGACAGUUAGUUAAACCAUGCUUUCUAAAACGACAUAUUCAUAUGAUGUAUACUAUCUAUGUCCAAUUGCUACUUUACUUUGUACAAUCGGUGUGUUAUGAAACAUGUAAAAAUUCAGAUGUUAGUAUUUUAUUAAAUCAGCGUUUUUUAACUA
Messenger RNA from Vigna angularis (adzuki bean), 1425 nucleotides. RefSeq lists its product as uncharacterized. Lineage: Eukaryota; Viridiplantae; Streptophyta; Magnoliopsida; Fabales; Fabaceae. Gene Ontology annotation, biological process: generation of catalytic spliceosome for second transesterification step; RNA splicing. Gene Ontology annotation, cellular component: U4/U6 x U5 tri-snRNP complex; U2-type post-spliceosomal complex; U5 snRNP. The record is from RefSeq and is a predicted model, not a curated record. Bases 49 to 1281 code for a protein of 410 amino acids. The transcript has 2 exons.